Molecule: messenger RNA, 531 nt
Organism: Triticum turgidum subsp. durum (durum wheat)
Lineage: Eukaryota; Viridiplantae; Streptophyta; Magnoliopsida; Poales; Poaceae
Source: the annotation of a GenBank genome assembly
AUGGCCGGCGUCGAGUGUGUCUGCCCUGGCAAACGAAAGGCGGCGUCUUUUUCCGGCGAGGAGCGUUCCCCGACGGCCAAGAGGGCGGCCGGCUGUUCCCGAGGAGAGGAGGCGAUUCCGGCGGCGAAGAAGAUGUGGCGGCUGCCGCGGGAGGAGGUCGGCCGGAUCGUCGACUGGCCGCCGUACUUCCCUCCCGCCCUGUACCGAGACCUGAAGCGCGACAACCCGUCGCUUCUGCCAUCGUCGGAGGAGGAGAAGGACGAGCACAUGGUGGUCCUCUACCGGUACGCGCGCGAGUUCUACGAGCAGAUGGAGGAGUUCGCCGGGUUCCAGGCCAGGGUCCGCCGCGAGUACGCCUCCAAAGGAUUCGUGGAGGUCGACUACGACUGCGUCGGCGCCGAGGCCGUGGCGCAGAGGCGGGUCAACCAGGCACGCGGUGAUGCUUUCGGAGGCAUCUUUGCUCAUCUUUCUUCAGAGUUCGUCGUCGACGCCGACACGUUCCGGCAACUCAAAAGGAAAUGGAUGGAGUAG